AUGGCUCCCAAAUCUCAAUCACACUCCGCCGGCACAGAAAGUCCUUCACUUCCUACUGCUGCACCAUCAUCCAAAGAGGGCUCCGAGGCACCCACCCCGAGUAAGCAAUCCAGAAACGCCUCACCCUCAUCAUCUACCGGUGCGCCACCUAAGAGGGCAGACUCUGAGACAGCGCCUGCGAAAGCCGCAUCCACCUCCCAGCCCAUGACCAAAACCUCUUCCUCGUCAUCAGGGUCGAAUCCGGCCGAUGCCAAGGACGCAGCCACUGGACCAUCACCAUACGGCACGCGCUCCCGCAACAGGACUGGCCGGGCCCGCCCUAAUUACGCAGAAGACAAGGACAUCGACUCAGAUCUUUUUGAUGCAGCUCCCGAGCGGAAGGAUGAUGGUGACGCCAAAAGGUCAACACGACUAGCAAACAACUCCUCCAACCCAACCCAGGACGCCCCACAGCUAGGACCCUCAUCAGGCUCAUCGUCAUCACGGAAGCCUCUGCCAACCUCUGAUGACGGCAAGCACAGCGGCACCGCUGCGGCCGCCACCAGCACAACCUCCACCACCACCAACACCACUUCUACGGCCAACAAAGAAUCACAGCAGCAACAGCAGAACCACACUAGCGCAGCGUCAACACCUGCACCCGCUGUCAAUUCUGCUACUACUUCCCAACCAACCAAGAAGCGCAAAGCAGGCAACCAAGGCAAUUCGUCUGGUCUGAACCAGCAGACUGGAUCAGGGAACUCAUCAACAUCGUCAAAUGCCGCCCACAGAAAGUCGCUUGGUGGUGGUGGCGGCGGUAUGAGCGGUUAUGCCGAGACAAACAUGAUGAGUUUUGAGGAUUGCCAAGGCAGGCCCAAGAACAAGACACUCACAGCCGAUGACGGGACCAUCCUGGCUGUAAACGACCAUGUCUACCUGAUCUGUGAACCGCCUGGUGAGCCAUAUUACAUUGCGCGCAUCAUGGAAUUCCUGCACUCCAAGAACGAUGCAUCUCGGCCGGUAGAUUCUAUUCGAGUCAAUUGGUUCUAUCGACCCAAGGACAUCGGCCGCAAAGCACAGGACACGCGCAUGUUGUUUGCGACAAUGCAUUCGGACAUUUGCCCUCUGAACUCGCUUCGUGGCAAGUGCGAGGUGAGGCACAAGGCAGAGAUCCCCAAUGCGGAAGAGUACCGCAGGAACCCAGAUUGUUUCUGGUGGGACAAAAUGUACGACCGCUACAUCCAAAAGAACUACGAGGCCAUCCCCACCUCGCAAAUCAUCAACGUGCCAGAGCGGGUGAAGAAGGUGCUGGAUGAGCGCUGGAAAUACAUCCUGGUGGAACAGGGUCGUGGAAAGGAGCUUACCAGCGCUGUGAAGUCAUGCAAGCGAUGCAGCGGCUACUGUGCCAGUGCUGAUUCGGUCGACUGCGGGUUCUGUAAGAAUACCUACCACAUGCAAUGCGUGCGGCCGCCGUUGCAAAAGAAACCCGCUCGUGGUUUCGGCUGGGCUUGUGGUCCCUGCAACCUGGCCCAGGAGAGGAAGCUUGAGGCCCUCAAUGCGCCGCAUCUCCACGACUCUGGAAGCCACGCCGAGGAUGAAGAGCUGCUUGAGGAGGAGGAGGAGGAGGAUCCUGCACAGGCAAACACCAACCGCACUAGCCCCAGCGUGGAGCAUGAUCACCCACCCCCAACCGCCGAGCAGAUCUACCAGGCCAGCCUGUGGCCCUUCAGGUAUCUUGGCAUGCACUGCAAGAUCGAAGAUGCCCUGGACUACGACGACCGCAUCUACCCUCGUGCCAGUUCCAGGCUGGGUCCCCGGCAUCAGGCCACCGUCGGGAACUGGCCAGGUCGAGCCGUGCAGUUUGUGAAGCCCCUGGAGAUCAAGAAGACUGGCCGCAAAGAUGGACGUCACUCCAAAGAGAUCCAAGCCCUGCUCGAGAAAGACAAGCGCGAGCGCGAGCAACGUCCUAAAUGGGUCCAGGACGAGCCAUUCUCCGGCUUUGUCCCACGGGGACUAGACUUCCCCGAGGACGACCCGAGUUGCACAUCAACAUGUCUCUGGAAGCCUGCUGAGGACGCGGAUGGAGGGCCUGUCAAAGAUGCUGACAACGAUAUCAUAAUCUCCGAAGCUGGUGUUGACGACUACAUGAAUAAAGCCAGAUCUAUGUCUAAGGAACUUGGACUUCCCGACCGGUGUACGAACCUGGAAGACAUUGCGAGAGAUCUGCUGUACAAAAACAACUAUGACGCGGAGGAAUCGCUGCGACAACUUGUCAAAACUGACAAAUCUCUGUUCAAAGAACCCGACUUGACCGCUUCGGAACAGAAGAAAUUCGAGGAAGCUGUGGCGAAGUUCGGUUCUGAGCUCCAGAGUGUCAAGAGAUAUGUCAAGACAGUGCCUCACAAGUGGAUUGUUCGCCAUUACUACAAAUGGAAGAAAACGCCACAAGGAAAGAAGAUUUGGGGUAACCACCCACAGCGGAAGGGCAAGAAAGAGAUCAAGCGUGCACAAGCAGAGGCGAGCAAGGCUGCGGACGAGGUUGCGGACGACCACGAUGACUCGGCUUUCGACACCGUCAAGGCUAAAGACAAGAAAAAGAACUUCACUUGCAAGUUCUGCAACACGAAGUCAUCACGACAAUGGCGUCGCGCCCCUAACGUUUCCUCCGCCGUUGUCACCGAAAAUGGUGGCAAAAACAAAGAGAAAGGCACACAAUAUGUCGUGGCUCUCUGCCGAAGGUGUGCUGAGCUCUGGCGCCGUUAUGCCAUCCAGUGGGAGGAUCUCGACGAGGCGGCCAAAAAGGUCGCUGCGUCUGGUGGUCGAUCGUGGAAGCGAAAAAUUGACGAGGAGUUGUAUAAGGAGCUGCAAGCAGCUAAUGAGAGGAUGAGGAUGACCAAGUACAGCACGCCCGAACCUCCUCCAGUCGCCCCACAAAAUGCAGCUGCAGCCACCUCAACUCAACCGAUGGGACCCCAGGAGCCGCCUCGCAAGAAGCUGAAGUCCGAGCGAGACUCGGAGCCCGCGUUGUCGGAGGCGGGAGGUGUUGGUGGCGCGGUCGCGGCUAAAAAGAAGGAAAAGGAGAAGGAGAAGGAGAAACCAGCCGAGAAGCCCGCUCCCCCACCUCCACCGCCAAUGCCCAAGCCGAAGACGAUGCCAUGCAGUAUUUGUCGCCAAUUGGAGCCUCUAGGAGAUCAGCACCUGCAAUGCAGGGAAUGUCGGAUGACGGUGCACCGCAACUGCUACGGCGUAAUUGACAACAGGCAGAACGGGAGAUGGAUCUGCGACAUGUGCUCGAACGACAAGAACCCGCAAAUCUCACUGCACUACAAGUGUGUUUUGUGCCCGGUCGAGAGAACUGAGCAUGAUUUUGUUGAGCCUCCGAAGAUCUCUCACAAGAAGAAAUCUGAGAAAGAACGCGAGCGAGAACGGCUAGAGAAGGAGUCCGCUACCAACGCAGCCGACUUCUAUCGAAAGCGCCAAGAGGAGCUCGGCCGACCGGUGGACCCAAGGGAACCGCUGAAGAGGACAGCAGACAACAACUGGGUUCAUGUAACUUGCGCUGUCUUUCACCCCGAGAUCAAAUUCGGAAACGCGAAGGCGCUCGAGCCCAGCGAAGGCAUCCCCUCCAUCCCCCGGUCUCGUUAUCAAGAGAUCUGCAAAGCCUGCAAGCAGUUGGGUGGCGCUUGUGUGCCGUGUCAUAAUCCAACUUGUCGAACGACAUUCCACGUCGAGUGUGCCUACCAACAAGGCUACGCUGUCGGAUUCGAUAUCACCCCCGUGAAGGGUUCGCGUCGGGACCAGCACAAUAUUGUCAGCAUCGGCGGCGAGAGUGGAACCAUGGCAGCAGCAAUCUGGUGCAAGGAUCACGUGCCAAAGACUGCCAUUCAUCACAUCGAAGACGUGGUCGAUGAGUCCGGCUUGAAUGCGCUGCAGCUCUAUGUCCGAAACUUCAAACAGGCUGAUCUGACACUGACAGGCUGUGCUCGUAAGGCCAAUCUCAUCCCGGCAGCUGCAAAGCCUGUCACUGCUUCGACCACGACGCCGAUAAACCGGAGAGCUUCCACUACCACCCUCGUGCCUGUGACAUCGCCAGUCCAGGUCAAUGGAGCAGUCAAGGAGGAGGUACCGUAUAUCAUGCAGCCAGUGGGCAAGGUUUGCAUUACUUGCGGCACGGACGUCAGCCCCAGGUGGCAUUCAAUCGACGAGUCGCAGGGCCUUCUACUGGUGAACGGCCAUGGUGGUAGCUUGGGUGAAGAGGCUCAAAAGUUUGUGGCACAACGCAACUACCAGUGUCACAAGUGCAAGAAGGCCAACCGAAGGGUCGAGCCUCAGCCAGUCGUCAAGCAGGAGGCAUCUCCGCCGCCUGUCGAGGUGCCCAGGUCACCUCCUCCAGCCAUCCAGGCAGCUGCGAGUCCUCAAAAUCUGAUGAGCGUCAGAAACAUUGCACCGCAACCGUGGGACCAUCCUCCCCGCCAAUCCUCGUUGGACGCUCCGGCAACGCAACCUCCGCCGAUGUCUGGAUCGAACCACGGACCUGCUUUUGGGCCGCCUCCAGGACCACUUUCUGUACAAGCCCCAGCCCCCAUUGCACCCCCCAUCGCGCCUCCCAUUGUCCAGGCGCCGCAACCACAGCAACAGCCGCCGCAGCUGGCUCAACCCAUCGCAGCCCCGUCUAUGCAGGCUGGCUUGCCACCGCGAGGUCCUCCUUCUCACCAAUACCCACCACCCCAAACACCGCCCUAUGGUGAAUGGCGUCGACCAUCAUCACAGCAUGGCUCUCACCCUCCUCCACCGCCGCCGCCCCAGUCUCACCACAUGAACGGAGCACAUCCGCAAAUCCCACCCAGCAGUAUGCCGCCGCUAGCCCCACCUAAUCAUCUGCGUCCGCCGCCACUGUCGAGCAUCCCACCGCCCCCACCUCCUCUGCAGAACGGCCAUGGGCUUGGUCACCACUAUGGUCCUCCGCCGACAGCCAACGGCAGGCCGCCAUCUCCGAGAGGCAUUGGCGCACCACCACCUCUGCCGAAUGGAGGCCCUUAUCUGCCUCAGCACCACCAGCCCCAUUCGGUCCAUCAUCAGCCUCCUCCGCCUCCUCAUCACCUUACGAAUGGCGGGCCUCCGCCGCGUGCAGCAGAACAUCCCUUCUCACAUGGUCUCCAUCCUCAGAGAUCUCCAUUCUCAACGCCACAUGGCAGCCCUCCCAUGACGAGGGACAGCGUCAUGCGGUGCUUCCGCAAGCCCGUCUUUGCGAAACCUGCUGCAUUAGGCGUCGAGCGAGUCGAUCGAAUCACACCGAGAUGA
Diaporthe amygdali is the source of this 5280-nucleotide messenger RNA. RefSeq lists its product as uncharacterized. Gene Ontology annotation, biological process: histone catabolic process. Gene Ontology annotation, molecular function: ubiquitin-protein transferase activity; chromatin binding. The record is from RefSeq and is a predicted model, not a curated record. Gene Ontology annotation, cellular component: Lid2 complex. The transcript is spliced from 5 exons. The coding region runs from base 1 to 5280 and encodes 1759 amino acids. NCBI's taxonomy places the organism in Eukaryota, Fungi, Ascomycota, Sordariomycetes, Diaporthales, Diaporthaceae.